UCUCUCUCUCUCUCUCAUCUUUUACAUGGCAUCUCAAGCCAGCCUCCUCCUUCAAAAACAGCUCAAAGAUCUUUGUAAGAAUCCGGUUGAUGGGUUCUCGGCUGGAUUGGUCGAUGAGAACAAUAUCUUUGAAUGGAGUGUAACAAUUAUUGGACCUCCUGAUACUCUUUAUGAAGGGGGAUUUUUCAAUGCUAUCAUGAGUUUUCCACCAAAUUAUCCAAACAGCCCUCCAACAGUCAAAUUUACAUCAGAGAUUUGGCAUCCUAAUGUUUAUCCUGAUGGGCGUGUUUGCAUAUCAAUUCUUCAUCCUCCGGGUGAUGAUCCAAAUGGCUAUGAGCUUGCAAGUGAGCGCUGGAUGCCAGUCCAUACAGUUGAAAGUAUUGUUUUGAGUAUCAUAUCAAUGCUUUCCAGCCCUAACGAUGAAUCCCCUGCGAAUGUUGAAGCUGCAAAAGAAUGGAGAGAGACAAGAGAUGAAUUCAAGAGGAAGGUUAGCCGCUGCGUGAGACGGUCCCAAGAAAUGUUAUGAUCCAUUGCCGCAGCUUCUUCUCGACAAUAUUUGAGUACCCAGGGAAUGCCUUCAAUUGAUUCUGUGGGGAGCUUUGGUCGAUAACACUGCAAGUGUCCUUGUAGAAUGCCAUAUGAAAAAAUCUCAACACUUUACUUAAAAACUCUCCCUUUUUUUGUUUUGGUUUUGACUGGAGUAAUGUAAUUACUCUGAAAACAGUUUCCCGGUAUUCAAAAGCGUUUUUUGGUAAGUGUUUGUUGGCAAACGUUCUUGUUGAGUCCCGCUUUUUUAUCAUGAAAUGGUCAUUUGUCAGGUGUCUCUUCCUUGGGUGGACAAUUUGUCUGGUCUUUGAUGCUUUCAUUGAUCUUAUUACUACCUUUUUAGAUCAAUAAACUCCACCAUUGUAUUUUAAUUUCUCUUCAAGCUUGAGUUGGAUGUGUACUUCCAACCAUUGUUCUUA
Messenger RNA from Gossypium raimondii (Peruvian cotton), 965 nucleotides. RefSeq names its product ubiquitin-conjugating enzyme E2 7. The record is from RefSeq and is a predicted model, not a curated record. Gene Ontology annotation, molecular function: ubiquitin conjugating enzyme activity. The coding region runs from base 26 to 526 and encodes 166 amino acids. The transcript has 6 exons. Lineage: Eukaryota; Viridiplantae; Streptophyta; Magnoliopsida; Malvales; Malvaceae. Gene Ontology annotation, biological process: protein polyubiquitination; ubiquitin-dependent protein catabolic process.